Molecule: messenger RNA, 957 nt
Organism: Trichoderma virens Gv29-8
Lineage: Eukaryota; Fungi; Ascomycota; Sordariomycetes; Hypocreales; Hypocreaceae
Exons: 1
Coding region: 359-748 (129 amino acids)
Source: RefSeq, a predicted model, not a curated record
AAACAAACAAACAGCACAACACAUCACAUCACAACAACAACAAUUGUAACCAAGCAAACAAACAACACAAAAUCAUCACUACCAAAUAUCACAGACCAUUUGUGGCAUCCUGCGGAUAAUUGCGGCCCGCAUUCUGAACCCCGCCAUACCAUUUAAUUGCGCCCCCUCAUCAGCGUUGCACCAUCCGGGUAACAGCUGACAAACCCAACUCUUACCUACUUUUAAACUCGCCUCGUCCCUUUUCUUGCUCUCUGUCGUCUCCAUUCAAUCUUUGAAGAAUCAACCUAUUCAAUAAUCUUUGAAUAAUCCUCUCGGGGCGUCACAACAACCUCAACAACACUCACAACACAACAUCAAAAUGGGCGCCGACAACAUCCACCACAUCGAGUCCUCCGAGCAGCUCGAGGCUCUCCUCGCCUCAAACACCUACGUCGCCCUCGACUUCUACGCCGACUGGUGUCCUCCUUGCAAGGUCAUCGCCCCCGUCUACCAGUCUCUCGCCGACAAGCAUAGCGCCGACAAGUAUCUCGCCUUUGGAAAGGUCAACGUCGAUCACGUCCAGUCCGUCGCUGAAAAGUAUGGAAUCACCGCCAUGCCUACGUUCAUGUUCUUCAAGGAGGGCCAGCAGGUUGCUGUCAAUGGCAAGGCCAUGAUCCAGGGCGCCGAUCCCAGGAGCCUGGGUGCUGCGGUCGAGAAGCUUGGAGGAUUGGCCCAGAAGCGAAUCGAGGAGGCCGCUGCUUCUGCUUAAAGAAAUCAACCAUCGACCUCAGGGUUAGAAGAGAUCUGAAGAGAAGUUGCCGCAUUUGGUUGGCAAAAUAGAGAUGGGGAUACAAGGGGAAGCAUACAUGGCACUCUAGGCGCACAGCAGGGAUUAUAUCAUGGGAAAAGGCACAGAGCGUGUUGGAUAGCAUUUUAGAGCCAUAUGGUACAUAUUGAUUUACAAGAUUUUAUUCAUCA